This is a messenger RNA of Rhizoctonia solani, 1383 nucleotides long. Its product is annotated as dihydrofolate synthase. Lineage: Eukaryota; Fungi; Basidiomycota; Agaricomycetes; Cantharellales; Ceratobasidiaceae. Gene Ontology annotation, molecular function: ATP binding; dihydrofolate synthase activity; tetrahydrofolylpolyglutamate synthase activity. The record is from RefSeq and is a predicted model, not a curated record. The coding region runs from base 1 to 1383 and encodes 460 amino acids. Gene Ontology annotation, cellular component: mitochondrion; cytosol; cytoplasm. Gene Ontology annotation, biological process: folic acid-containing compound biosynthetic process. The transcript has a single exon.
AUGUCCGGAAUUAAUCUGGGUCUUGAACGAGUUGGUCGACUCAUGCAAUUGCUACCACAGUAUACUCGACCCACUAUUCAUGUUGCAGGUACAAACGGCAAAGGAAGUGUAACGACUAUGAUCGAGUCGGUUUUGCGCGAAGCUGGAUUCUCUACGGGUCGAUUCAACAGCCCUCACCUGGUCAACGUUUGGGACUCCAUAGCUUUUAAUGCAAAACCGAUAUCGGAGGUACAAUACACAUCCACUAGGCGACAAAUCCAAGCUCUAGACAGUGAGCAUAGGAUCGGAGCCAGUAACUUUGAACAACACACAAUCUCCGCAUUGACUCUUUUUCAGAAGGAAAACGUGGAUGUCGUCGUCCUCGAAGUUGGUAUGGGAGGUCUCACCGAUGCUACAAACAUCGUUCCCGAUGAAGCAAUCGCUGUCAGCGCUAUUACAAGUGUAGAUUACGAUCACCAAGGAUUUCUAGGCAACACAAUAUCAGAAAUCGCUGCGCAUAAGGCUGGAAUCGUCAGACCCAACAGGGUUUGCAUAGUGGGUCCUCAGGCAUGGGCAGAAGCAGAGCGUACGAUUCAAGAAUGCAUACGUGCCAUUGAAGCACAUUCCAUUUCGGCACCCCGCGCUACUUUGCGUCAGUGGGAUUCUGGUGAAGAUGGACCUCCUCCUCCAGCCUUUUCUGUUUCUCCAUUCUAUCCUCCGCCGCCAAGACCGUGCUCUGUUCGACUUCCUGUGCGCGGCGACACACUCUCAGCUCUGGUCUCGCUUCAUGGCGAACAUCAACUCGAGAACAUUUCCACCGCCGUAUCGGCACUUGAUGCACUACGAGGUCACGCUUCUUGUACAUCUCAAUUUCCCGAGGCCCGAUUUUCGCGCAUCAGCGACCAGCAUAUCAAAGAUGGACUACUGCGAGCACGUUGGCCAGGACGGCUUAGCUGGCAUACCAUCUCCUCACCCAUAUCGAACAAAGAACUCGUCGUAUUGGUUGACGGAGCUCACAACGCCGCAUCGGCUACAGCCCUAUCCGCAUACAUCGACUCCCUCAAUUCUCCUCCCAGACCUAUUUUUAUUCUAGCACUAUCACACUCGCCAGCCAAGCCACCCACGACCACACUUGCGCCCCUUCUCCGGUCCGGGGAUCGUGUUAUACUAACAGGCUUCUCUCCCGUUCAAGAUAUGCCCUGGGUUAACCCUGUCGAAUCACGAGAGAUUACGGCUGCAGCUGAAAAUCUCGUUGGGCCAAGCGGCCAGGCUCACACGGCCGCCGAUUUACAGUCAGGCUUGGCAAUGGCCAGCGAGCUAGCCGGCGGUAGUGAAGAUUUUAUAGUCAUCGCGGGAAGUUUGUAUCUGAUUGCCGAUUUCUACCGAGUGGGGAAUUUAUCAUAA